AUGGACCAGCCGUUGAGAGUGACCAUUGUGGGCGCUGGACUGGCCGGACUGCUGGCAGCACGGGUCCUACGCGAAAGACACACCGUUACCUUGGUUGAGAAAUUCAAGGGAGGACAUGAGGUCGGCGCCGCCAUCAACCUUGGCCCCAACGGCGUACGCAUCAUCGAACAGCUCGGGUUCAACCAGACCCGAUGCCAAUCAGUGAAAUGCGGUGAGACGCGCACCCUGAAUAAAGCGGGGGAGCUGAUCAGUACGGCGAGCAUGACGCAUCUCAAAGACACCUACGGGGCCGAGUGGAUCUUCCAGCAUCGCGCCGACCUCUGGAUCGAGUUCCUACGGCUGGCCGAGGGCCCCUCGGCCGAGCUGGGCGUUUCGGGCGAGCCCGCCAAGAUCCUCUGGGGCCAGGAGGUGGUCAAGGUCGACGUGGAGUCUGGGGAAGUUGUGCUUGCCAGUGGACAGACACUGGAGUCGGACCUGGUUGUCGGAGCCGACGGUAUCAAAUCCAUUGUACGGCCACUGGUCGUCGCUGAGGAAGCAUUCCGGACUGCCCGUCCGUCGGGCUCGUCGGCAUUCCGGUUCACGAUUCCUCGAAAGGUGUUGGAUGAGCAGCAACCAGGCCUCCGGGUCAUAGACCCGACGAAGCCAGGCGCUUUGGAGAUCCACCUGAGCAUGGAUGGCUCGACUCGAUCAGUGAUCAUGUACCCAUGUCGGGAGUACGAACUGCUGAACGUGGGCUGUAUCACGCCGGAUGCGGUGCUCCAGACGGCGACGACAGAGUCCUGGUCGGCCGAAGGAUCCAAAGAAGACCUGCUGCGAUGCUUUAGUGACUUCUCUCCCAGUGUUCUGAAGGUGCUCGACUCGGCGGAGUACAUCAAGGUGUGGCAGCUGCGCGACCAAGACCCUCUGCCUUCGUACCGGCGCGGGCGCGUGGUCCUGGUUGGUGAUGCGGCCCAUUCGAUGACUCCGCAUCAAGGCCAGGGAUGCAACCAGGCAAUCGAAGACGCCGAGGGCUUCCGUCUUUUCAACCAGCCAGGUGUUUCACGGGACAGUAUCUCUGACCUGCUCACGGACUUUGACCGGGUGCGACGCCCCCGUGCGUCCAAGAUCCAGAACUACACCCGCCAGGCGCACCACAAGGCUUCAGCCCAGGAUCUGUGGAAGUAUACCGACUAUAACUAUACGUACCCCGGUAUCCUGGAGUGUCUGCGGCGGUUGAACUUGGGUAAGGAAAUGAUACGCGCCCGUCAAUACCCCGACGGGCUACAUGCUUAA
Penicillium cosmopolitanum is the source of this 1272-nucleotide messenger RNA. RefSeq lists its product as uncharacterized. Bases 1 to 1272 code for a protein of 423 amino acids. Gene Ontology annotation, molecular function: FAD binding; monooxygenase activity. Lineage: Eukaryota; Fungi; Ascomycota; Eurotiomycetes; Eurotiales; Aspergillaceae. The record is from RefSeq and is a predicted model, not a curated record. The transcript is spliced from 2 exons.